This is a messenger RNA of Sus scrofa (pig), 6138 nucleotides long. It is a transcript of the gene PAX7, whose product is annotated as paired box 7. The record is from RefSeq and is a predicted model, not a curated record. Gene Ontology annotation, biological process: regulation of transcription by RNA polymerase II; anatomical structure development. NCBI's taxonomy places the organism in Eukaryota, Metazoa, Chordata, Mammalia, Artiodactyla, Suidae. Gene Ontology annotation, molecular function: DNA-binding transcription factor activity, RNA polymerase II-specific; RNA polymerase II cis-regulatory region sequence-specific DNA binding.
CGCCCCCUCGCUCUCCCUCUUCUCUUCUCAACCCCGUCACCCUUGUCGCCUCCCCUCAAGCCCCGAAACCCGAGAGGCACCUUCUUCCCUCCCCAAGUCUUCUGGGUGGGGGGGUGGGGGUGAACGCCGGUGUGUAAGGGAGUAGCGAGUGUGGUCGGGGAAAGAAGGCGUGGAGAGGAGUCAGAGUGGAGAGGGAGGGAGGGGAGCGAGAGCGAGAGAAUAAAUAUAUAAAUAAAUACGAGAAAGAAAUCCACUCCGCAGCCUCUCGGCUCAGAAACUUUGGCCCGGAGCGCGAGAGCGCGUCGCUCGCCAGUCCGAGGCUGGGGGUCCUGACUCCGGCUGCGUCCCCCCGGCCCCGCUCGGCGACCCGGCCUGGUCUCCCGCUCCUGCCCGGCGCAUCCGCCCGCUCAACUUGGGGCCGAGCGGAGCGGGCAGAGACGGCCUUGGGGUUGGAGUGUUUGUUUGUUUGAACUUCCUUGUCGCCACCUUCCCUCCCACCGCCCCAACCUCCGCCCCCACCUCACCCCCCUCCCCAGCUUCUGGACUCGACCGACCGCAGCCGGGGGUGGGGGUGGGGGUAGAGAGUGUUUGCGGCGGGGAGGGGGAAGAGGUUUAAAAAAAAAAAAAGAAGAAAUAGAAGAAGGAAAGAAAGAGAUCGCAGCAGGGGUAAAGGGAGCGGACGGGAAGCGAUUUUUGCAGACUCUGGAUUCGUCCCCGGCGUGCGCGAGAAUGGCGGCCCUGCCCGGCACCGUACCGAGGAUGAUGCGGCCGGCUCCCGGGCAGAACUAUCCCCGCACGGGAUUUCCUCUGGAAGUGUCCACCCCGCUUGGCCAAGGCCGGGUCAAUCAGCUUGGUGGGGUCUUCAUCAAUGGGCGACCCCUGCCCAACCACAUCCGCCACAAGAUAGUAGAGAUGGCCCACCACGGCAUCCGGCCCUGUGUCAUCUCCCGCCAGCUGCGUGUCUCCCAUGGCUGUGUCUCCAAGAUCCUCUGCCGCUACCAAGAGACCGGGUCCAUCCGGCCUGGGGCCAUUGGAGGCAGCAAGCCCAGACAGGUGGCGACUCCGGAUGUGGAGAAAAAGAUUGAGGAGUACAAGAGGGAGAACCCAGGCAUGUUCAGCUGGGAGAUCCGAGACCGGCUGCUGAAGGACGGGCACUGUGAUCGCAGCACUGUGCCCUCAGUGAGUUCGAUUAGCCGCGUGCUCAGAAUCAAGUUCGGGAAGAAAGAGGAGGACGACGAAGCGGACAAGAAGGAGGACGACAGCGAGAAGAAAGCCAAGCACAGCAUCGAUGGCAUCUUGGGCGACAAAGGGAACCGUCUGGAUGAGGGCUCAGACGUGGAGUCAGAACCCGAUCUCCCUCUGAAGCGGAAGCAGCGCCGCAGUCGGACCACGUUCACAGCCGAGCAGCUGGAGGAGCUGGAGAAGGCCUUUGAAAGGACUCACUACCCAGACAUCUACACCCGCGAGGAGCUGGCGCAAAGGACCAAGCUGACCGAGGCGCGUGUGCAGGUCUGGUUCAGUAACCGCCGUGCCCGUUGGCGUAAGCAGGCCGGAGCCAACCAGCUGGCAGCAUUCAACCACCUUUUGCCAGGCGGCUUCCCGCCCACCGGCAUGCCCACGCUGCCCCCCUACCAGCUGCCAGACUCCACCUACCCCACCACCACCAUCUCCCAAGAUGGGGGCAGCACCGUGCACCGGCCCCAGCCCCUCCCGCCGUCCACUAUGCACCAGGGGGGGCUGGCGGCGGCCGCUGCGGCCGCGGACACCAGCUCCGCCUACGGAGCCCGCCACAGCUUCUCCAGCUACUCCGACAGCUUCAUGAACCCGGCGGCGCCCUCCAACCACAUGAACCCCGUCAGCAACGGCCUGUCUCCUCAGGUGAUGAGCAUUCUGAGCAACCCCAGUGCGGUGCCGCCACAGCCCCAGGCUGAUUUCUCCAUCUCUCCGCUGCACGGCGGCCUGGACUCUGCCACCUCCAUCUCGGCCAGCUGCAGCCAGAGGGCUGACUCCAUCAAGCCGGGAGACAGCCUGCCCACCUCCCAGUCCUACUGCCCGCCCACCUACAGCACCACCGGCUACAGUGUGGACCCCGUGGCUGGCUACCAGUACGGCCAGUAUGGCCAGACGGCUGUUGAUUACCUGGCGAAAAACGUGAGCCUCUCCACACAGCGUCGCAUGAAGCUCGGCGAGCACUCAGCUGUGCUGGGACUCCUGCCUGUGGAAACUGGCCAGGCCUACUAGGGCCCCUGGGGCGACUUGCCCCAGCCCAAGUCCCAGCCUACUCCUCACUGAUCCAUGAGCCUCCCCACCUCAGUCCCUUCAUUGCCCUGGGGUCCCAGGAGGCCAGGAAAGGAGCCCACCCCCUUCUCAUGGCCAACCCUCUGAAAACGAGCAGCCUGCCCACCAUUCGCCUGUGGUUAGGGAUCUGGAGUGACCCCCUUGGAGUCUGCCCCUUCACUCUAGCCCCAGGAGGGUCUCCGGUCAGCCUUCAGUCUCCUCCCUGCCAGGUCCUGUCAUGGCCUCUGUGCCAUCUCAGAUGCAGAGAUGGAAGCUCACCCUGAACAGAACACCUUGGGCACCCAUAGGAGGAUGCUGUCCAGGGGGAGGUCCUGGAGCCCUUUGCACCCAACUCCACACGUCCCCUGGCCAGAGGUGGAGGUGGAGCUCUGGGCUGGCGGUGCUGGGAGCCCACCCUCCCGGGUGGGCCUCUGGCUCAGGGCCAGAACCACAGCCUGUUCCUCCUCUGAACACUAGGAUUUUGGCAGAGAGGGGACCAUAGCCCUGAGGUGUUCCCAGAGAAUCACCCAGGAAGUCUAAAGACUUCAGGACCACACACUCCUGCUGGGUGGAGGGUGGAAUGCAGCCCAGGCAGGGGCACUGGGAGGACCAGGAAGAGACUUAGCCCGGGGGUGGGGCCAUGUGGGUGGGGCUUGUCAGCAGUGGGAGGGCCCAGGGAACCAGGACCCAAGGGGCCUCCAGAAGCAGCUUUGGGCUCUUAGACUGAAGCUAAGUCCCAGGCUUAUCCGGCCCACCUGGGGCCCAGGGAGCCCACAGACCCUUCAGUUUUUUCAGUCACUGAAUCAAUGGCAGGGGAAAGGGAUCAAGCCUUGGGGACACGUGAGUGAAGGGGCAGGCUCAGAAAAGGGUUUCAUAACUGGGGUCCCUCUGCUCAUGGGCUGCAAACCUUUGUUGCCAAAGGCUUCAGCUUUAUGCCUCCAAGUCCACACCCCAUGGAGCUUCAAUUUCUCACAAAGCCUCCCUCAGAGACCCAGGCCCACCCCCUGUAUGCCCACCCCUCCAGGAAUGGGGCAUCCCUCUGUCCAUGGGUCCCUUUAAGCCACCAGGGGUGCAGAGCGCUUUUCUUGGAGUCCUUGAAGAGGGUUCUUGGGUCAUCAGGGACUGCUUGCCCCAUGGACAAGACGACCGAUUGCCUUUGACCCUGGAGGGGUUGGGAAGUGUCCCUAUCCCACCCAGAGUGGUGUCUUUCAGUGUUGACACAUUCUCAGCUGUGCUGCCUCUGUGUGUUGAUCCAGCUCAGCUGGAUGGGGAGAUGUGGCCAAUCUUUGAGCCACCACCUCUGGGCAGAGGGGACACUGAAGGUUCUGGCGAAGAGGGCCGAAUCCUUGGCCACUCCAGGGGCUCUCCCAAGCUCCCUUCUCUUUACAAGUUGAGACCUUUGGGGAAUGAUUCCAGCCCCUGACCACAGCCUCCUUUGGAACUUUUCACCACCUCCACCUGUUUAGCAAAACUGUAUUUAUCUUCACCAUCGUUAUAAUCCACACUUGGAUCCCCUUUCUCAAGUGCUUCUGGAUAAAAGGCAUUUGAUACGGAAGACACAGCAUUGAAUCCAUGAAGACGGGACCAAAUUGCUUGUCCCCAUCUGGGCCCCUGCAGCCACCUCUUUGCUCAACCUACGCCUCCUGCCCUUCGCCAAUGAGACAUUCCCAGAAGGAAAGGCUGCUGCUUUGAGAAUCCAUCUGAGUUUCUCUCUGCUGGGGAGCUGAGUUAGCAAGAUACUGGGACAUUUUCCUGCAUGGACAUCACCUCUGUGACAAAUGCUCACCUGCUUCUCAUCUUCAUACUCAGUAAUGUCAAGCCUGUCCUGGACCAUGACCAAGGAGGCUUGUACCUUUGGUUUAGAGGAACCUAUCAUUGAUUGAGGAUAAAUGGCAUUUGGUAGCAGCGGACACCCAGACAUGUGUGGUCCAUCAAGUUCAGCCAUCAAGGUUUCAAUGGGAGCAUCCACCCCAGGAGACUUUGGGUUCUUCAAGUUCUGGACAGAAAAAGUGUAUUAUCUCUUGGUGACCCAGUCCAUGCUUUUGUUGCUAUCACAGCCAGAAAGCAGCUCUUAAGGUCAACCAUCUUCUUCAUUCACAUUCCUUGAAUGGUUGAUCUUUUCCCCCUGGAGGCCAGUCUCAGACAUGCUAUGAGUCUCCUUACAACGUAUAUUACCCAGGAGCAGGGAUCUCAGGCAGGUGACCUCAAAACCACCCAGCCCCACGCCUAGGAAGUGACAUUCCAGUGCUAGGACCAAUCCCAAAUAUCUGCCCACUGUGGCGAAAUGGGAAUAAACCAAAUGAUUUCUCAAGAAGUCCCUCUUCUCUGGAGUUCUCCCAAGCCACCAUCUUGGUAGAAAUCAGGACUUAUUUCCCCCAGGGGCCCCCACACUCCUCAGGAAGAGACCUUGACCCCAGCAGGUUUUCCUUAAACCCAGUGUACUAUGUGGCUAGCCAACUCCAUCUGUACAACUCAGUCUCGUGUCGGCCACUUGCCACUUCACCAGAAAGUUGGUGUUGGGUAAGAGUUGCAAGGCUUUAAACUCUUGAGGGUGGACCACAGGCUGAGAAAGAAGGCCUGAAUCCCAGUGGCUAGGCUGCCCCAGAAACAGUCCCCCUGCCCCAAUCCAUCCCUGUAAAUAGAGUCCAUGGCAAAAAAAAAAAACAAAAAAAAACAAAAAAAAAAACCUAUUUCCUCCAACUUAUCACAAGUAGCUGUUGGUCCUACCUAUGGGGGCCCCUCUUCUGAGCUCAUUGUACAUUAGUUGGAAACGUGGUGAUGUGCUGUUCGUUUAUAGGAAGUUGACUUUUAUAUAUAUACAUAUAUAUAUAUACUAAAAAUGGAAAGAAACCCCCCCCCACAGUGCGUGUCGUGCUAGUGCCAGGGACCAUCUGUAGGGAUAUAUCUGCAUAUUGUGUGUUUCAAAUUAUACAUUCCGGGCUCUCUUGGGUUCUUUCAUUUUUAUUGCUUUGUUUUUCAUUUGGUAUUUCUCUCUUGCUAUGAAAAAAAAAAAAAAAGUGAUGUGUGAGAACCAAGCUCUGCUUUUAUAUUCUUAUGUUUUCCUUGAUUUCCAUUUGCCGUUCUUUUGCCAGAGGAGCAUGAAGGAGAAGGGAGAGAGGAGAAGGAGAGUGGAAUCAAGAGAGAGGUGGGCCCAGAAGGAACACGAGAAGGUCAGAUUUCCAAUCCGACUGUGGCUCGAGAACAUGGCAGGCCCCAGAUUUUGAUCACUCCACCGACUGCUGUUUGAGAUGGAGUGGGUGAAGCCUUCGGACAUUCGGAUCCUGGAACUUGGGAAACUCCUUGAUGGCCCCCAAAAGACAUGCUCUGAGGCCUCUCUCAGGUCGAUGUGCUCAUCGAGCUCCCGAAUGUGCCCUUUACUGUUGGAUGCUUUUUGAGGUUGACAGAUCUCGCCUCCCCUCCCGCAGAGGCACCAAACCAAGGCCAAGUGGGGGGAUCCUCCAGCUACCGUCUUGAAAAGCUCGGAGACCUCUGUGUAUCGAAUGCUUUCUCUGUCAGCUCUAACCAGGCCAGUCCCCCACCCGGGAGCUCUCUGCCUAGCCCUCUAGAUCACUCCUUCUUCCCAGUAACUGCUACGUGGUUGCUCCCGUGUUUGACUCACAGCCAUUUCUCCUCCACGUGGGAGUGCGUGCGUGUGUGCCUGAGAGUGUGAGUGGGGUGUCCGCGUGGGCGUGUGGGCGCGAAGGUGUGUGUUUAAAUAUAAUCGCACCAUAAUUUAUUCAGCUAUAUGGAGUAGUAGACUAGAAAGAGAAACUGGCAUUUGCUUUAACUACCUGCUUGUAAGCGCUUCCUCUGUAACUCAGGCGUAACUGUUACAUAUACAUUAAAAAGAAAUUAAAAGCA